This is a messenger RNA of Plasmodium fragile, 5358 nucleotides long. RefSeq lists its product as uncharacterized. The record is from RefSeq and is a predicted model, not a curated record. Bases 1 to 5358 code for a protein of 1785 amino acids. The transcript has a single exon. NCBI's taxonomy places the organism in Eukaryota, Apicomplexa, Aconoidasida, Haemosporida, Plasmodiidae.
AUGGCUGGUGAUGAAAACCCGAAUGAUCAAAGUUUAAUGUUUGACACAAGUAACAGCAUAAAUCACCUGACCGGAAAUGAAUUCUAUUUCUACUCUAACGACGAUGCUGGGGUAUACAGGAAAAAGACGCGCAGUGAAUCCCAAUUUCGGGAAGAAAACACCAGUGAGCGUGACGAGACGCCCCCCGUAACCACGAAUGAUAUAAACGUCAGGGGGGAUAAAGUCAAAAGCCUAAAGAAAAAAGAGAAAGAAUCAGGAAGACACAAAGCACACAGAGAGAUCAAAAAACAACAGGGGGAUACAAAUGAUUACUUCUACACUGACAGAAUAAACAUGCAACACACGUAUCAGGAAAGAGAAAUAUUUGUCUUUGAGCAGGAAAUUGACAAAGUACAUAAUGUGUACGACGGGGAAGAAAUCAUGAAAAUUAUAAACAAAUUAAAUUCUAUAAGGAAAGAAAUCGAAACAGUCAUAUACAAAAAGUUAGAAACAAAAUACAUAGAAUUCCUCAAUAUGUCCAACAAGAUUAAAGACAUUGAAGUCUUCUUAUCAAAUAUUAAAAACUUAGUGGCAGAAAAUACAAGCGAGUUGAAAUUUCUGCAGGACAAGAAAUAUAAGGAAAGUCUAAACAUAGUUAACCUUGUGACGAAAAAGAAAAAAUUCCAGAAAAUAAACUUAACAAUUCUAACCAUAUAUAUUAUCCACAUAUAUGAUAAAUUAAUUUUUAAAAAUAUUUUAAAGAAGGAUUAUGAGUAUGCAUCCCUAACGUACUUCGAGCUGGCCAAAUUUUUGAACACACAUGGAAAACUUCUCCAUCACCUUAACUGUAUACACCAUUUGAAGCAAAAAAAUUUGGUAGAUUAUUUCAACAGAUUGAAGCAAAAAAAUCAGACAAAUUUUGUCGAAUUUUUAUUUGCAAAUAAUGGGAAUAAAAAUUUACAAGCACAGUUAGAAAAGUCCUUCAAGAUUUAUUUCUUCCUUUUUAAAAAAAAAAACUCCAAUUUUAUCGAAAAUUUGCUAGCCCAUGUGUAUCAAUGCUUUCGCAAGAUUUCAAAGCAGGUUAUUUUUUCCUUUGUAAUUGUAAACAAAAAGGGCGGCAAAAGCAGAGCUAACAAAAUCGAAGGCAAACAAAAAAGGAAUUACAGAGAUGCCCCCGAAAAACUAGUACAAAAUAGUGAGCACCUCAAAGGAGAGUACAUGGAUAACUCCAAGGCACAAUACCUUGACGAAGAAAAAAAUUCAUUUUGCUCAGAAGAUAAACCAAAAAAAUCCCAACAUUGUGAAUUAAAAACGAGUGGUUUGCACGAACAGGGGAUUAAUUAUGCUCCUCCAUUCUAUAACACAAGUGUACAUCAUGUUUUGAAUGAGAGAAUCCCCAACCACGGGAAAAACAUCGCGCACCAUGGACACUAUAACCAAAACGAAGGAACAUCCCAGGGUGUCCCAAAUAAUACUGAUAAUAUAAAUGAUGUGAUUAGUUACACAUACGAAAAUGUAAAGGACUUAAAAACGGGAAGUAAUAAAGACACACUUAAUAACUCCAUGUCAAAUGAGAAUAACCCAAAGGACAAAGUCCAAAUUGAUAUAAACCAGCUACAAGAAGAAGACAAUUUUUUGUUUAUUCCGCUAAACGAGUUGGUACAAAAAUUAAACGAAAAGGGCUGCUUCCUUUCGCUUGUUAAAAUAUACGAAAUUACCUUUGAUGUCCUGAACAAAUAUGACUCCAUCAUCAUUUACUUAUUAAAUUAUACACAAAAUAAAGAAUCUAGCGGCGGCGCGAAAGGAACAAAGAUGGAUAACAUCUCACUUAAUGGUAACAAUAAAAACCACACUGAAUGUGCCGCGAGCGAUUUUUCUAAGCACCACACCGAUGAGGGAAGUGCCGUCCCUGGAAGAGAUUCCCCUGGUCGAAAUGACAAGUUACAGAGCGACCAUUCUGAGCAUGACGAAUUACAGAAAGACGACUCCGCGAUAGAGAAAAGACACACCUUGGACGAUUCCAACUGGGAAGGAAAUUCCCCCCAAGGAGGAGACCACCCUGAUAACUUCAGCUUCUACGACCUGUUCAACGAAUAUAGAAGCGAGAAACGCUUUUCCGCUUUCUCAAAAUUUUAUCAAAUAAGCGACGGUAAUAGUUCUUCCACCCAAAUAACAGAUUUUGUAAAAAACAUCGACAUUGAAAAUUGCCCCUUUGCAGAAUAUUCUCAAAAAAUUAAAGAAAAAAUUGAAUCAUAUUUAAAAGGUAGGAGCAUCCAUUAUGACCAUUCCGAGGCGUUCCUGUAUUUCGCACUUGACAAUGCGAAUAAACUGUUAAGUGCAAAAAAUAAGUUCCUAAGAAAUGUAGAGAAAGCGCUCAAAACGAUUAUCGAACAUAUGAAAUUUGAGAACUUUGGUUUCCAUUACAUAUUCCGGUUUGUAGUGGUCACCAUUAUGUUUUGCCUGAAUGCAUUUCUCUUCGAGAGAAACUCAUCCAAUAGUCGCAUCUACCAUUGGGGGGUGAAAAAUCCGCGUGUAGUUAUUCCAAAGGAAGCGCACCACGAAAAGGAGGUUCAAAAUAGGGACGUAUCGGAGAGCCAGCAGGAAGGGCAACAAAAUGGUAACCCCCCAAUUCUGUGCAAAGAAGAGCAAAGCCACGAUUAUGUUCGGGAACACCACCAGACACACCUCGAAACAGAAGCGCGACAAGUUAUUAACAAAAGCGAAUGGGAGUUACCAACUUAUCCAGGUGCUCACAAACUGGGAAGUAAAAUGAAAUGCACAAAAUUUUCCAAAAUUGAGAAGACACAAAAUGGACAAAGUAGCACAGAAGAAAUACACGCACGCGCAUCUCAUAUUGUAUAUAACAAAUCAAGCGAGAAGAGUCAACCUGAAAGACAGAAUUACCAACCAGAUGUAGAACAAAUAUGCAGGGAAUAUUUUCUGAAUGAAAGUGCACCUUUCCGCUUUGCACAACAGGAGAAACGAACCCAAUUCUUCUACGAACUGCUUAAAAGUAGUCCCAUUUUUGAAGAAAUGGAAAACAAAAUUAAAAAUAAUUUCCCUCACUUUUUUUACCUUAAUGGCAAAAAAUUAAACGAUGCCAUUAAUAAAGACAACUGGGUUCGGAUACCAGCAAGCAUAAAUCAAUGCAUCUUUAAAAAGAAAUUUCAUUUUUUUGACGUUAUAUCGCUAUAUAAGAAAACUUUUUAUAAUUUUCUGAAUGUCCCCUUUUCGGAAAAUCCCCUAAUCAGUUUUAACUUUAAGAGGUUAGAAGAACAGUUGUGUUCCGAGACAGACAUACCACCCGAGCAUACGAACGCGCAGGGAAACGAAAAUUCGAUCUCAUCUAAAUUGAGUAAUCAUGCGAGAAAUUACACCAGUUGGAGUAAAUCCACCACCCUUGAUAGUGAUCCAUCCAAAGUGAAAAAAAAAACGAACGACCCUGACUCAGACGAAAUGAGCCAAGAAGUCUACUUGAACAAGACAAACAAAAUGGUGAAUAAGAAGGAAAUUUUCCACAUUAUUAACUUUGACAUGGUUUUAUCAAACAGUAGUAGCAUGCUCAUCUGUGUGCUGCAGCAUUAUUUAAUGCUGGAAGAGCUGCUGCCCAAUUUGAAGGAUGAAAUAAAACAGUACAUGUUAAAAGUAAUCGAUUUUUACAUGUACAUAUUAUGCUGCUAUUUUAUGAAAAGGGAAACCAUGGAAGAACUCCUCAUUGACUUAAAAAAAUACAACGAUAGGUUAGGUAUAAACAACUUAUUUUUUAUUUUAAAGAAACAAGAAAAGUACAAACAUUUGUACAACUUUUUAAUUUUUUACACUGCAGAAAUUCGAAAUAAUUCGGAUAAUUAUUACUUUCUGGAUGCGCAUAAAAAUUCGCAUCACCCCUUCCAAAAUAAAUACAACGUAACAAAUUGUAGCAAUGUCACGGAUAGUUUCUGUCCACCUCUCAGCUUAAAUAACUUUUGCAAAAUUUACAGUUCCACGUGUCACUACGCCAUUGCGGAAAAGAUAAUUUCCAUCGAGUCGUUGUACUGCUUGCUUAGUAAAUUGAAAGAAGAAAUAAUGUCAUCUGGGGGAAUGCCAAGGGAAGAAAAAACUGGCCAAGUGGACACGUUCAGCGGAUGCAUUCAUGUUCCAAAUGGAGAACCCAACCAGAAGAAUACCCAUCACAGUAGUACUAUGGGUAACCACCGUACUGACGCCGAAUGGGCUUCCCUUCGCCCCUUCUUGGAACAAAAACUGCACAUCAUAGAUGAACUGCGAAUAUUAGUUUAUUGCGAUUCUCUCUAUGAACUUGUAGACAGCAGUAAUUACAUCAGCGAAGUUGUAAAGUUAGUUAACGACGCGUGUAAUUCGCUCGGAGGGGGGAGGAACGCAACGGACGUUUACAACAUUGAAACAAAAAAAGAUUUACGGACAAGUUUACAGACAAAUUUCCAAACGCAUAUGAACCAGUUUAUGAACUUAUACAUUAACAUACUGAAUGACGCGAAACGAAAACUAACGUUCUGCUGCGACGGGGUCGUAUCAGUCGUAGUCCACUACCUACUCUGGAAUUUAAUAAAUUACAUUUUUAACCUAAAUAACAUCGAAAUUGUCCACCAGAUUAGGACUGACGUGCUACCAGUAGUAUCCCCCUGUAAUAAGAACAACCCAGCAGGAACUCUGUCUGCCCCCAGAAGUAGCAGCCAAAGAAGGACAAACCAACGUGUGCCCAUCCACGGUGUAGACCCAAAAGGUAGAGAAGAAUUUAUGGUGAAUCAGAAAGAGGAAGAAAAUGCUUUAUCCCGUCGGAAAGAUGCAAAAUUAGCGGGAGCCAACCUCGUCAGUAAUAAUAAAUCGGACAUACGAGAAGCGAUUACACAAAAGAAAAGUGAUAAUUCUACAAACAGCAGCAACAGUGCGAACUUUCUUGGGGAUGCACCUCAACACGUAGUAAACACCUUAAAAAAAUUCUUUAGCAAAAUUUCAGAGUCCAUAAUUCAGCAUAUAACCAAUUUGGAAAGGGAAAUAGAGGAGUACUUAUCUCAAAGCGAGAAUGACAAUAGCCCUAUCUGUGAUGUGCGCAAUUCUGCGUACAUGAAUCUAUACAAAGAGCUAAAAAAUGUGCACUCGGAAAGGCACAAAUUUUACUACAUUUUUCUCGCAAAUGGGAUAAAUUAUUACGAUCAGUAUGUAGACCUCCAUUUGUGUAACUUCACUAAGCUUGACCAAUUGGUUAAAUGUGCAAAUGCAGAUUUCUUCCAGUAUAAGCACGUGCAUUCCGUCAUUUUGAAGUACCACUAUUCUAAACUGGUGCCUGAGAGCUACGUUACUCAGUACGAAAUGAGCGUCUUGAAAGAAAUACAAAGUAAAAUAAAAUCACGAAUUGUGUGA